AUGGCCCGCCGCCCGCCGGGGCCACCCCCGGACCGCCUCCGAGCCCGGGGGCCCGACACGCCCACGCCCGUCCCCCGCCACCCCGCCCCGUCCAGCCGGGGCUCCGGGAGGGCGGCUUCGGGGGCGGGGCGCCCCGCCCACCGCCGGCGCCCAUUGGCCGACGUCCACGUCCGUCACCCCGCCCCGCCCCGGACUGUCCAAUCGGGCGUCGGAGCGCCCCCAGUGACCACGCCCCCAACCGGUCUGGGGUCGGGGGGGGGCGGCUCCCCUCUCACCGCCGGCCCUCAUUGGCCGACGUCCCCGUCCCGCACCGCGCCCCUCCCCGGACUGCCCAAUCAGGCGUCGGAGCGCCUCGUCCGGCCGCGCCCCCAGGCCGGGGAUCCGGGAGGGCGGCUUCGGGGGCGGGGGCGCCCCUCCCACCGACGGCGUCCAUUGGUCGACGUCCACGUCCGUCACCCCGCCCCCCCCCGCCCCGUCCAGUCCGCCGUCCGACCGCCUCGUCGGGCCGCGCCCCCAGGCCGGGGCUCCGGGAGGGCGGCUUCGGGGGCGGGGCGCCCCGCCCACCGCCGGCGCCCAUUCGUCGACGUCCACGUCCGUCACCCCGCCCCGUCCCGGACUGCCCAAUCAGGCGUCGGAGCGCCCCCCGUGACCACGCCCCGAAGCCGGUCUGGGGUCGCGGGGGGCGGGGGGGAGGCUCCCCUCUCACCGCCGGCGCCCAUUGGCCGACGUCCCCGUCCCGCACCGCGCCCCUUCCCGGACUGCCCAAUCAGGCGUCGGAGCGCCUCGUCCUGCCGCGCCCCCAGGCCGGGGCUCCGGGAGGGCGGGAUCAGGGUGGGGGCGCCCCGCCCACCGCCGGCGCCCAUUGGUCGACGUCCACGUCCGUCACCCCGCCCCGCCCCGGACUGUCCAAUCAGGCGUCGGAGCGCCCCCCGUGACCACGCCCCGAAGCCGAUCUGGGGGGUGGGGGCUCCCUUCUCACCGCCGGCGCCCAUUGGCCGACGUCCCCGUCCCGCACCGCGCCCCUCCCCAGACUGUCCAAUCAGGAGUCGGAGCGCCCCGCCGGGCCACGCCCCCAGGAAGGAAGGGGCUCCCGGAGGGUGGGAUCGGGUGAAGCGCGCCCCGCCCACCGCCGGCGCCCAUUGGCCGGCGUCCACGUCCGUCACCCAGCCCCGUCCAAUCAGGAGUCGGAGCGCCUCGCCUGGCCACGCCCCCAAGCCUGUCUGGGGUGGGGGGGAGGCGCCCCGUUCACCGCCAGUGCCCAUUGGCCGGAGUCCACGUCCCUCACCCCGCCCCGUCCAAUCAGGCGUCGGAGCGCCCCGGCCACGCCCCCAGGCCGGGUCUCCGGGAGGGCGGGUUCGGGGGAGGGGCGCCCCGCCCACCGACGGCGCCUAUUGGCCAACGUCCACGUCCGUCCCCAUCCCCGUCCAAUCAGGCGUCGGAGCGCCCCAUCUGGCCACGCCCCCAAGCCUGUCUGGGGUCGGGGGGGAGGGGUGCCUCGCUCGCCGCCGGCGCCCAUUGGCCGACGUCCACGUCCGUCCCCUCGCCCCGUCCAAUCAGGCAUCGGAGCGCCUCUCCUGGCCACGCCCCCAGGCCGGGUCUCCGGGAGGGCGGGUUCGGGGGUGGGGCUCCCCGCUCACCGCCGACGCCUAUUGGCCGACGUCCACGCCCGUCCCCCCCGCCCCUUCCAAUCAGGUGCCGGCGCGCCUCGCCUGGCCACGCCCCCAAGCCGGGGUGGGGGUGGGCUCUCCUGUCAUCGCCGGCGCCCAUUGGCCGACGUCCACAUCAGUCGCCCCGCCCCUCCCCGGUCUGGCCAAUCAGGCGUCGGAGCGCCCCCCGGCCACGCCCCCAGGCCGGGUCUCCGUGCGAGGGGGCGGGGUUGGGGGGCGGGGCUGA
Messenger RNA from Tachyglossus aculeatus (Australian echidna), 1893 nucleotides. Its product is annotated as basic proline-rich protein-like. The coding region runs from base 1 to 1893 and encodes 630 amino acids. NCBI's taxonomy places the organism in Eukaryota, Metazoa, Chordata, Mammalia, Monotremata, Tachyglossidae. The transcript is spliced from 2 exons. The record is from RefSeq and is a predicted model, not a curated record.